AUGUACAACUCCUACACCACAGACCCUGCAACUAAAAGACAGCGACCCAACCCCAACCCCCCAUCCACUAAACACUACCCUCGCCAAAGAGCAUUGACCGCAUGUUCCACUUGCCGUAGAAAGAAAAUCAAAUGUGACAACAACAGGCCCUCGUGCGGUAACUGUCUCAAGCUAGUGGCCACUUCCUCCGAUUACCAAUCCCCUUGUGUAUACGACUCGUUGAAAAAUGACUCCUCCACCUUCGAUGCCCCAUCGUUGGCCAUCCUCUCCAAAAUCGGCGACACAAACCUGUCUUUGUCAAAGCUACAAGCGUCGGUCUCCCAAGUUAUCGCCGCAUUGGGGAUCAACGAUUCUAUCGAUAACCGUUUGAUCCCUUCCAAUAACUGGAAUACUGGAACCGAAAGUAUUCUCCAAUGGCCAUUAAUUGCCAACAUGUCUCGCUCCUUAGAUACCAGGAAAAUCAUCAUCCUCUUGAAUGAAACCCCCGUGCGUCGUCCCAUACCCUCCUCCUCCUCCUCCUCUUACAAUAAUACUACUACUAAUAAUAAUACCAUUUACCCUUCUCCCGUCACCCAAUCUUUAUCACCUCCAGCAACCGCCGCCUCCCAUCAGUAUUUGAAUAUCCAUAACUUGGUGGACGUCAUCAAUCUUGAAAAUUUCUUGUUUUCCAACAUUGACAAUUUAUUCUUCGUAAUUUUCAAGAACGCAGCGUUUCCCCAAGUACCCUUCAUCAAUUUAGAUCAAUUAUCUACCACCAUCGACCAAUUGAAGAUAACCUAUAAACAAUUUCAAUCCAAUAAUAAUAAUAAUAAUAAUAAUAAUAAUAAUAAUAAUAAUAAUAAUAAUAAUAAUAAUAACACCAUCAAUACCUCGUUCUUGCUCCAAAAUUGUCAGUACUCCCUAACCCAAACCCCAUUGUCACUAGUAUUAUUGUGCCUCGCAUUAGCUUUGAUUUCUUACCGUCAAGACGACCACCCCCAGCUCAUCAAUUCACUACCCCACAAUAUCUUGGAAAUUGCCAAUUCAUCAUUCCAUCUCGGUCUACGAUUACAUAAUAUCAUGAAACACUCGGUUGAUGAACCCUCAUCAUCAUCAUCAUCAUCAUCAUCAUCAUCAUCAUCGUGGUGGUGGUUGUCGUCAUCAUCAUCAUCAUCAUCAUCAUCUACCAAAAACAUUUUCGCCGCUAAAAAUGACCCCGGCAACAGCCAUUACUCAUUAUGGACCGUCCAACUAAACAUUCUCUGUCACAUCUUCAAAUUAUUAACGUUGAAACCAUUGCUGGCCUGGGAUUUCCUUCACCGAGCCUGUACCGAGCUAUUACUGUAUAUCGAAGUUAAUGGUUUAGUAUUCAAUAUCAUCAAUCUUUCCCAAGAAACUUUAGCAAUCCCCCCAUUAUUCCGAUUCUGCUACCGACUUGAAACCUCGAUGAAACACCUUCUUUCCCCAUUCUAUAUGGCUUCAGGGAUUCUAUCGUACCCCGAACCACGAAUGCCCGAUCCACAUUUCGUCUAUGAUGACAAGAAUCUUUUGGCAAUUGAUGAAAAUACCUACACUACAAUCCAUAUGCUUCAUCUGCUUGAGCUUUCCCUUAUGAGAAUCGAAUUCUCGGUAUACGAAGUAUUUUAUUCUUCAUCCCCUUGGCCGCAUCGCCGUUGGGACGGGUUUGAAAUAAACGAAUUGAAAAAACGGGUGAGAAAUUAUAUUGAGCAAGUUCAACUACGAAUAGAUAUCAUCACCAUACCCCUGAUUAAGAAAUUUUUCCUCGAACUCAAUUCCGAUAUCUCCUCCUCUACCACCACCACCACCACCACCAACAAUAAUAAUAAUAAUAUGCUUCCUCAAUGUCUAAUGCGACAAAUCAAAUUCAAGAUCCAGGCCCUCAAGUUACGGAUCUAUAUCCCAGUACUAUAUCGGGCGUUGCAAUCGCUGCAUAUUGGGGAAUCCACCCACCAAGAUCAAUCGAUCUCCUCGAUUUUGCGUCAACUCACCGAUAUCGCGUGCCAAUUCUCUGAUCCGGUAUGUGAUGCUGUCAGAAAUAAGGACAGCUGGGCAAGAAUAAGAGAUGACUACCUUGCCUGUGUGGUAUUGAUAUUAAUUAGUUAUGGGUUCCCUGGUGUAUAUUUAGACCAAACAAAAUUACACGAACAAAUGAUGAAAACCGUCGCGGUGUUCGACCAUUGGAAAACUGAAUGUCCUGAAGUGAUGGUGUUCAAUAAAAACUUACAUGAUCUUUCCAAAACCUUAUCUGUGUGA
Saccharomycopsis crataegensis is the source of this 2253-nucleotide messenger RNA. RefSeq names its product Zn(II)2Cys6 transcription factor domain-containing protein. Gene Ontology annotation, biological process: regulation of DNA-templated transcription. Gene Ontology annotation, molecular function: DNA-binding transcription factor activity, RNA polymerase II-specific; zinc ion binding. The transcript has a single exon. The record is from RefSeq and is a predicted model, not a curated record. The coding region runs from base 1 to 2253 and encodes 750 amino acids. Lineage: Eukaryota; Fungi; Ascomycota; Saccharomycetes; Ascoideales; Saccharomycopsidaceae.